This is a messenger RNA of Cuscuta campestris, 2046 nucleotides long. The record is from the annotation of a GenBank genome assembly. NCBI's taxonomy places the organism in Eukaryota, Viridiplantae, Streptophyta, Magnoliopsida, Solanales, Convolvulaceae.
GAGAUUGUAUUGAUCAUUGCGGAGUACUUUUAUUCACUGGCGGCGUCACGGCGAGCUCUCCUAGCGGCGGCGGACAUCCAUGGCGAAGCAACAGCUCAUCGGCAUGGGAUUCCCGGAGGACUUGGCCCACCAAGCAUUAAUCUCCGCCGGAGACGAUGUAGCCAAGGCCACCGAAUGGAUUCUCAGCAACUCCAAUGGCCACAGGGCUUCCCAGGAUUCCGGCGACACGAGCCCAAUUUCUUCAUCCGUUUCCCCUUUCCAGCCCAAAAUCAACCGAUUCUUCCAAUCCCAGUCGAAACCCCCAAAAAUCCAUCGCGACGAAAGAGACGAAGAAACCCUAGAAUUCCCGAAGCGGCCCAAAUUGGCCGAGCAAUCAGAAGAAGAAGAGAAGAAGAAGGAGCCGCCGCCGGCGAUCCCUCACGAACCCUUAUCAGAGCGGAUGAGACCUCGGAUUCUGGACGAGGUAAUCGGACAGGACCAUUUGCUCGCUCCCAAUUCCCUACUGAAAUCCGCCAUUGAUUGCGGCCGUAUACCUUCUAUCAUACUAUGGGGCCCGCCCGGCACCGGGAAGACAUCCAUAGCCAGAGCCAUACUCAACUCCUGUCUCUCCUCCUCCUCCCCCUCCGUCUCCGGCGUGUACAGAUUCGUCUCCCUCUCUGCUGUCACUGCUGGCGUUAAGGACGUUCGCGAAGCCGUCGAUGAGGCCAAGAAACUAAAGAAACUACUCAAGAAACGAACCAUUCUGUUCAUGGAUGAGGUCCACAGGUUCAACAAAGCCCAGCAAGAUUCUUUCUUGCCGGUGAUCGAAGACGGGAGCGUCGUCUUCAUCGGCGCCACCACCGAGAACCCUUCCUUCCAUUUGAUCACUCCCUUGUUGUCGAGGUGUAGGGUUUUGACUCUAAACCCCUUGGAACACCACCAUAUCACCUCCCUCUUGAGGCGCGCCGUGUCCGAUCCCAUAAAAGGAUUGGCAUGUGGCUUGGGCCCUCAAGGGUCGAAGCUCGAGGUGAACGAUGAUGUCAUAGAGUUUCUCUCGAGCCAGUGCGACGGGGACGCAAGGGUUGCGUUGAACGCCCUGGAAAACGCGGCGGUAGCCGCGUUCUCCAAGUCGCGACCGUCCAUGGACUUGCUCGUCACCGUCGAUGACGCGAAAGAGGCUUUGCAGUGCAAGCACUUGGCGUACGACAAAGCGGGAGACGAGCACUACAACCUCAUAAGCGCGCUCCACAAAUCAAUGAGAGGAGGCGACGCGGACGCCUCCAUUUAUUGGUUGGCGAGGAUGUUGGAAGGCGGGGAGAACCCGCUAUACGUUGCCCGGCGUUUGGUUCGGUUCGCGAGCGAAGAUGUCGGCCUAGCGGACCCCACCGCCCUUUGCCAAGCCGUGGCUUGCUAUCAAGCGUGCCACUUCCUCGGGAUGCCUGAGUGCAACGUGAACCUCGCGCAAUGCGUGGUGUACUUGACACUCGCCCCGAAGUCGGUAACUGUUUACCGAGCGUUGGGGGAGGCGACGAGGGCGGUGAGGGAGUCGGUGGGGCGCAACGAAGGGGUGCCCCUACAUCUGAGGAAUGCACCAACAAAGCUGAUGAAGGAUCUUGGGUAUGGGAAGGAGUAUGUGUACACCCCGGACGAUCCGGAUGCACCGCAGACAUUUUUGCCCCCUUCUCUUCUGGGCUAUAAGUUUCUGAACUUGCCAUGGUCAUGCAUGAGAGGUGAAGGAGGAUGGCAUUUUAACAGUUGAAGGACUUUGAGUUCUCUUCUAGCAAGAGAUAUUUGAACCAUUUGUGGUUGUUAUUUUUGGCUGUUUUUUUUUUGGAACCUUUUCCCAUCUGUGCUAUUUUGUGAGGUAACCUCUUCUCGGCCUUGUUUGGGAAGAGCGUUUUCAAUUAGCGUUAGCGUUUUGGAUAAAAUAUUAACGGUGUAGAUUAAUUUGGAAAAUGCUAACGCUAAAGCCUACCGUCAAAUAGUCUUUUCAAAAUGGUAACGCUAAUCUCUAAAGCUGAUGCCAAAUGGGGCCCUCUUUGAAGAAAAUCAAUGUAUUGUAUUUAU